Messenger RNA from Rangifer tarandus platyrhynchus (Svalbard reindeer), 2622 nucleotides. The record is from the annotation of a GenBank genome assembly. Lineage: Eukaryota; Metazoa; Chordata; Mammalia; Artiodactyla; Cervidae.
AUGCAGCAGGAUCCGGAACCGACCGGAUCGCCGGGGCCCCAGCAGGACCCCGCGCUGCCCCACUCCCCCAGCAUGCCUCCCCCGGAGUCACUCUCCGAAGGCCACCAGUCCAGCCACAGCGACAGCCCCACGGAGCAAGCCACGGAGGAAGAGUUCCAGUUCUUGCGCUGCCAGGGCUGCCGGGCAGAAGCUAAGUGCCCCAAGCUCCUGCCUUGUCUGCACACGCUGUGUUCAGGAUGCCUGGAGGAGUCCGGCGUGCAGUGUCCGGUCUGCCGGGCCCCGUGGCCCUCAGGCGCCGGCACGCAAGCCCUGGACAACGUCUUCUUUGAGAGCCUGCAGCGGCGGCUGUCGGUGUACCAGCAGAUCGCACGCGAGCAGGCAUUUUGCACCCGCUGCAAAGAGCCGGCCAACUACUGGUGCUUCGAGUGCGAGCAGCUCAUCUGCCACAAGUGCUUCGAGGCUCACCAGUGGUUCCUCAAGCACGAGGCCCGGCCCCUGGCGGAGCUCCGCAGCCAGUCGAUACGGGAGUUUCUGGACGGCACCCGCAAGUCCAACAACAUCUUCUGCUCCAACCCCAAUCACCGCACUCCUAUGCUGACCAGCAUCUACUGCAGAGGCUGCUCCAAGCCCCUGUGCUGCUCGUGCGCGCUCCUGGAUAGGGACCACAGCGAGCUCAAGUGCGACAUCAGCACGGAGAUCCAGCAGCGGCAGGAUGAGCUGGACACCAUGACCCAGGACCUGCAGGAGCAGGACCGCGCCUUUGCGGCAGCGCAGGCGCAGAUGCGCUCUGCCAUCACCCAGCUGGGCCGCGUACGCGCCGACACCGAGGAGUUCAUCCGCGAGCGAGUGCGCGAGGUGGUAGCGCACGUGCUCGAGCUGGAGCGUGAGCUGCUGGAAGGCGUGGGUGCGCGGUACCAGCGCGACUACGAAGAGAUAGCGGGCCAGCUGGGCCGGCUGGACGCCGUGCUACAGCGGAUCCGUAUGGGCAGCGUGCUGGUGCAGAGGAUGAAACUGUAUGCCUCGGAUCAGGAGGUGCUGGACAUGCAUGACUUCCUGCGCAAGGCACUCCACCAGCUGCGCCAGGAGGAGCCCCAGAGCCCGCGAGCCACGGUACACACAAACAGCUUCGACAUAUUCAGGAUGCGUCUGCAGGACCUCCUCUCUUGCAUCACCCAGGGUACAGAUGCAGCUCUAUCCAGGAGAGCCAGCCCAGAAGCUGCCAGCACUCCCAGAGACACUUGUAGCACUGACCCGCCAGAGGAGGUGCAGAGGGACCAGGAGCAAGCCGUGGGAUUGGCCGUGGUACAGCCGGUGCCAGGGGCACACCCUGUGCCAGUGUACGCCUUCUCCAUCCAAGACCCCUCCCGCAGAGAAGAGGUCACCAACACGGCCACCCCGCAGAAGAGGAAGGCUUGCCAAACCGAGUGCCCCCGGAAGGUCAUCAAGAUGGAGUCUGAGGAGGGGGAAGAGUCUAGGUUGGCUCGGAGCUCCCCUGAGCAGCCCAGGCCCAGCACCUCCAGGGCAGUCUCGCCACCCCACCUGGAUGGGCCCCCCAGCCCCAAGAGCCCCAUCAUAAGAGAUGAGCUCUCGCUGCCUGACAGCAACCAUCAAACCGGCGACCCUGCAGAGACAGAGGAGCGCGUCGUGGUGAUCAGCAGCUCAGAAGACUCAGAUCCUGAAAACCCGGACUCCCGAGAGCUGGCUGACAACAGCAGCGAGUCCAGUGACCUCCAGCUGGAGGGCCCCAGCUCGCUCGGAGUCCUGGACGACAGCCUCUCCAGCUCCCUGGUGGAAGACAAGCCCCUGGUUUUCUUUGACCUCAAGAUUGACAAUGAAACCCAGAAGAUUAGCCAGCUGGCAGCCGUGAACCAGGAAAGCCACUUCCGCGCGUACAUCCAGCCCGAGGUGCUCAACGUGUGCUCCAAGGCCGUCUCCCUGGAGGUGGGACUGCAGCACUUCCUGCACUUCUUGGCGAGCAUGCGCCAGCCCAUCCUGGCCUGCCAUAAGCUGUGGGGGCCCAGUCUCCCCAACUUCUUCCAGGCUCUGGAGGAGAUGAACAUGCUGGGGGAGUUCCAGAAGGCCAUCUCGGGCUUCCUGGACACCCUGCCCCUCAUCCGGGAGUGCGUGCCUGGGGCCAGCAGCUUCAAACUCAAGAGCCUGGCCAAGACCUACCUGGCGAGAAACAUGAGUGAACGCAGCGCCCUAGCGGCCGUGCUGACCAUGCGUGACCUGUGCCGCCUCCUUGAGGUGUCCCCCGGCCCCCAGCUGGCCCCGCACAUCCACCCCUUCGGCAGCCUGCAAUGUUUCUCAUCCCUGCAGCCCCUGGUGCGGGCGGCCGUCCUGCCCUGGGCCGAGGCCCGCUUGCUGGCCCUCCACAAGGUCACCUUCAUAGAGCUGCUGACCGCACACCACCAUGACCCGCGGGGCGGCCUGAAGAAGUACAACCGCUUCCUGAGCCUCCAGACCCCCGCGUCGCCCCCUGCCCAGCCUGCGCUCGACCUGCAGUCUCUGGGCACCUACUUUGAAGGCCUGCUGGGGGCGCCGGCCUCGGCAGGGGCAGGAGACGUCGCUGCCCCUCCGGCUGGCCACAGCUUGGCAGAAAGGGCUACGCAGCAGACCUGA